AUGAGUCUAGUGGCGCCACAAAAUCCUAUCAUGGGACUCGACUCAACCAUUGCAAGUCUCAGGAUAUGCAUCAUUGGCGCGGGCAUGGGCGGGCUGACCACAGCACUUUCAUUAGCAGCAGCUGGCUUCCAGGACAUCCAUGUGUUCGAAUCGGCUUCGGACCUCGGCUUUGUAGGGGCUGGCAUACAGAUGGCACCGAACAUGGCUAGGGUACUCGACCGAUUAGGGGUGUGGGACGAGAUUGCCAAGGAGGCAGUCGUACUGAACGAGACGAGCAUUAGGCAAGGUGCCACUGAUGAGGAACUGGCGCAUGUCGACUUGAGAUAUAUCAAGGAGGCGUUCGGUUUUGAGCACAUGGUUGGGCAUCGCUCGACGCUCGCACGAGGCAUCCAGAAUGGUUGCUUGCGAUAUCCUGGUGUGAAGUUCAGCUUCGGCACGUUAUGUGAGGAUGUAGAUGUGGUGAGUGAUCGACCCUCGUUCACGGCAAUACCGAGAAAAGACCCAAGUAAGGAGCCACAGCGGGUGACAUGCGAUAUACUGUUCGGCGCAGACGGCAUCAAGUCAGUCGUACGGAGUGCUAUGCUGAAGCACCUGAAAGCUGACGCCGAGAUCAUUGAUACUAACCAAGCAGCAUAUCGAAUCAUGCUGUCAAGAGAACAGAUGUCCAGGGACCCGGAACUCUUGAAAUUAAUUGACUCGGACAAAGUGAUUCGGUGGAUAGGCGAGAGGCGCCAUAUCAUUGCUUACCCAGUGUCCAGCAAACAGAUAUACAAUCUUUCGACGACUCAGCCAGACGUGAAUUUUGCCUCAGCGACCAACUCUCAGUAUACCACAAAGGGCUCGAAGAAACAGAUGCUCAGUGUAUACGGAGACUAUUGCCCAAUGAUCCAACGAAUGUUAGACCUUGUUCCUGAAGGGGAUGCUUGUCAUCCUACUUUGCCCCAUCUGGCUCAAGGAGCAGCACAAGCAAUUGAAGAUGCUGCAGUAUUAGGCGUGGUAAUGGCUAAGAUUCCAGACGCAUCACCUCAAAGUAUUAGCAAAGCAUUGAGAAUAUAUGAGAAGGUGCGAAAAGAGCGCGCAGAGACAUUAGUAGGACUGGCAGCGGCUUCAGGAAGAGAAAUGCAUCUUGGAGCAGGUGCUGCUCAAGAAGAGCGGGACAAAGCAUUCGCUGCCUUGCGUGCAAGUGGAGGGAAGGGACAUGUACCUGAUCGCUGGGCCGAUGCCGAGGUACAGAAGAUGAUCUACGGCUUCGAUUGUUUCGCAGUUGCAGACCAGCUCUUUGACAAGGAGUUUGGUGGGAUGUAA
Molecule: messenger RNA, 1305 nt
Organism: Lithohypha guttulata
Lineage: Eukaryota; Fungi; Ascomycota; Eurotiomycetes; Chaetothyriales; Trichomeriaceae
Exons: 2
Coding region: 1-1305 (434 amino acids)
Molecular function (GO): FAD binding; monooxygenase activity
Source: RefSeq, a predicted model, not a curated record